AUUAAAUCAAUAUCAUGUAUCAACCUGCAGAUAGAGAAAAGAUUGAACUUUACAUCUCGGCACGUAAACUUGCUAAUAAAGAUAUCAUUUCUGAUAGUGAUCCUAAAUGCAAAGUUUAUCUAAGAGAUUUUAAUGGAGUUGAAAAAUACAUUGGUUAAACAGAAGUACUUAAAAAUAAUCUUAAUCCUGAUUGGAAAGUAUUUCAAUAUUAUAUUAGACAACAAUAUAAAUGGAUUUCAUAUUUGAAAUCAAAUAAGAACUUAGAUUUGAAGUUUGGGAUAAUGAUGAUGGAAGUAUUGACAAAGAUGAUUUAAUUGGUGUUGUUAAUGUAUCUUGUUAUCUCCUAUAUAUUUUUUAGACCACUGUAGGAGAGAUUAUGGGAUCUAGAAAUUAAGUUUAUACUGGAUAAUUAAAAUUAAAGAAUAAAGCAUCAGGAACUUUAUUAGUUAAAAGUGAUAAAUUGAAAAAUGACAAUAGAUUUAUAUUCUGGUAAUGGUAAGGAAAAAAAAUCAAGAAUGUAGAUGGUUGGUUUGGAAAUUCAGAUCCAUUCUUGAGAUUUUAUAAACAAUAAGGAAAUGAUUGGUUAUUUGUUCAUGAAACUGAAUUUUGUAAAAAUAAUGAAAACCCUCAUUGGAAACCAUUUGAAAUCUCAAUGGCUAAAUUAAAUUCAGGACAUACAUAAUAGUAAAUAAAAGUAGAAUGUUAUGAUAACUAAACAGAUGGAAAACAUUAAUUUAUAGGUGAAACUUUAUUUACAAUUCAUUAAAUUGAAAAUGAACUAAAAAGAGAAUUCAUAUCACUUUCUAAGAAAGGAGUAAUAUAUAUUAAAUAAUAAUAUUUAGACAAAUCAUGGAUUUUUGUAAUUAACUUAAUAUAACUUAUUUGUUAAACCAACAUUCAUUGAUUAUAUAAAAGGAGGAGAAUAAAUUAAUCUAAUGAUAGCUGUUGAUUUUACAGGUUCUAAUGGAGAUCCAAAAUCUCCAAAUUCUUUACAUUAUAAUAAUCCAAAUUAAAUGAAUUAAUAUUAAUCUGCACUUUAUUAAGUGUCAGAAAUAUUAUUAAAUUAUGAUUUUGAUAAGAAAAUACCUAUGUAUGGAUUUGGAGGAGUUCCUCAUUUUCCAAAUUAUUAAAAGAAUGAAGCAGAUCAUUGGUAUUAGUGUUUAAUUUGAUUAUAAGUUUUCCUUUGACAGGUAGUUUCUAAUAGCCAGAAGUUUUUGGAUUAGAAGGAAUUAUGGCUUAAUACAGUGGUGCUUUAUAGCAUGUAACUUUAUCAGGACCAACAUAUUUCGCUCCAAUAAUUUAAUAUGCGUGUUAAACAGCUUAAUAAAAUAUUAACAAUAAUAUUUAUACAGUUCUAAUGAUAUUAACAGAUGGAGAAAUUCAUGAUAUGAAUUAAACUAUUUAAUUAAUCAAAGGAGCAGCUAAGAUUCCUCUAUCAAUAAUUAUCAUUGGUGUUGGAGAUGAAAAAUUUUAACAAAUGAAAACACUUGAUGGAGAUAGUGGUCCAUUAAAAGGUUAAUGUGUAAGAGAUUUAGUAUAAUUUGUACCAUUUAAAGGUUUUAAAUAAUAAGGGGAAUUAGCAAAAGAAGUUUUAGCUGAAUUACCAAACUAAUUAGUUGCAUAUAAAUAACUAUUAGGAUUGUAACCAUUAAAAGCUGCAGAUGUUCAUCUAAGUCAAAUGAUGUGAAAUUUAUAAAAUAAAAG
Messenger RNA from Paramecium sonneborni, 1704 nucleotides. NCBI's taxonomy places the organism in Eukaryota, Ciliophora, Oligohymenophorea, Peniculida, Parameciidae. The record is from the annotation of a GenBank genome assembly.